Sordaria macrospora k-hell is the source of this 915-nucleotide messenger RNA. RefSeq lists its product as uncharacterized. The record is from RefSeq and is a predicted model, not a curated record. Gene Ontology annotation, molecular function: oxidoreductase activity. Lineage: Eukaryota; Fungi; Ascomycota; Sordariomycetes; Sordariales; Sordariaceae.
AUGUCCACAACAACCACCACCACCACGGCCACCACAGGAGACCGCGUCCCCCGCGGCGACGUCGUCGCCCCCCUCCACUUCUACGUCCCGCCCACCGACGGCUCAACCCCCUUCAACAACGUCGACCCCCCGCCCGGUGUUCCCGAGCGUAACUUCUCCUACCAAACCCUCCCCAUCACCAUCCACGACAUCCGCGGGCAAGAAACCUCCUUCACAUUGGAAAAUGACGCCUUCCAAAUCCUUUCCAACCUGCCCCCCUCCGCCGAGGAAGACCCUUCCAAAAACGGCUCCAAUUUUACCUCUGACGCAUCCAUUUCCGAGAACUACUACCCUGAAGUCACCUCCCUUCUACUCAACACCAUCCCCGGUUCCUCCAAAGUGAUAAUCUUCGACCACACCAUCCGACGCACCGACCCCUCUUCCCCCAGGGGUCCGGUGCAGCGCGUCCAUAUCGACCAAACGGCCUUUUCCACCGCGCAGCGCGUGCGACGACAUGCUUCUUCCCCCGAGGAGGCCGAGAAGUUACUGCAAGGUCGAUACCGUAUCGUGAACGUCUGGAGACCGUUGAACAAGGGACCCGUGGAAUCCUUCCCGCUAGCGUUUGCUAGUUCGCAGACGGUCAAGGACGAGGAUAUCGUGCCGGUGGAACACAGGUAUAAGGAUGGAUAUACGGGCCAGACGGCGGGGGUGUUGCAUGAUGAAGACCAGAAGUGGUACUUUUUGAGCGGGAUGACGGGGGAUGAGAGGGUUUUGUUGGAGUGCUUUGAUAGUUGGGCUGGUAAGGAGGGAUUGGAGGAAGGGAAGAAAGUGAAGGGGGGUAGGGUGCCGCAUACGGCUUUUGAGGAUCCGAGACAGAGGGCGGAUGCGGAGGGACGGGAGAGUAUUGAGGUUAGGGCACUGGUUUUUGGACCUUGA